This is a messenger RNA of Radiomyces spectabilis, 3195 nucleotides long. RefSeq names its product exosome complex exonuclease RRP44. Bases 38 to 2926 code for a protein of 962 amino acids. The record is from RefSeq and is a predicted model, not a curated record. Lineage: Eukaryota; Fungi; Mucoromycota; Mucoromycetes; Mucorales; Radiomycetaceae. The transcript has 15 exons. Gene Ontology annotation, biological process: rRNA catabolic process. Gene Ontology annotation, cellular component: cytoplasmic exosome (RNase complex); nuclear exosome (RNase complex). Gene Ontology annotation, molecular function: endonuclease activity; 3'-5'-RNA exonuclease activity; RNA binding.
GGUGGCUUCCCUGCUUGCUCAUAGAUCAAACGACAUCAUGCUGAGAUCCAAGUCUUUUGUCAGACGCACACGCAAAGGCAAUGUCAUCAAAGUUGUCAAAGAGCAUUACCUUCGUGACGAUAUCACCUGUUCCUCGAAAUUAUGCACGACAUGCGAGCAAGCCCAAGCGGUCUUGUCGGACGUACCGCGACAUACGACCGAAAUCAAACCUCACUAUUUGCUCCCGGAUACCAAUGUAUUUAUGAAUCAACUCGACAUUAUGGAACAUUCGGCCAUCAAGGAUGUUAUUGUUUUGCAAACCGUCCGCGAAGAACUGCGUCACCUGAGCCUUCCCGUCUACAAUCGAAUCAAUGCCUUGUUGAGUGAUAAGAACAAACGAUUUUAUUUGUUCGCCAACGAACAUCACCGUGAUACAUAUAUCGAAAAACUGAAAGACGAAUCUCCCAAUGAUCGUAACGAUCGCGCUAUUCGUGUCAGUGCCAAAUGGUAUGCAGAUCAUUUGAAAGGUCAACCUAUCGAGAUUGUCCUGCUCAGUGACGAUCGCGCCAAUCGAGAGAAAGCCAUGGCAACCGGCAUUGUUGCCUUUUCCACUCGUGAUUAUGUAAAGAGUAUGACAGACAUUCCCGAAUUGUUGGACAUGUUGGCGGCUCCCAAAGCCAAAGAGGAUGAGGAAAGCCGAAUUGUCUAUGAAGAACAUUUGUCCCCCGCUCAAAUUCAAAACGGUCUCAAGAAGGAUACACUCUUUGUGAGUACGCUCAAUGUGAGCUCACAUAAUGUUUUGGAGGCUACUGUGGUCGGCAAUGUAGAAGGCCAAGAAAAGACGGUGUAUAUUAUGGGACGAAAACAUCUCAAUCGAUGUAUCCAAGGUGAUGUGGUUGCCGUUCAGUUACUUCCUAAAAGCGAAUGGAAGCGAAGUGUGUCUAUUGCAGUGGAGGACGAAGAGGAUGAAGAAAAGUUCCAUGGAGAAGAGGAAAUGGAAGCUUUGACGAAAAAUGCGACCAACGACAGUGACAGUCCAGCUGAACCUACAGGCAAGGUCGUGGGUAUCCUGAAAAAGAAAUGGCGCCCUUACUGCGGUUUUAUCGUCAAAAAGUCGGUUCACUCCAAACCCGGAUCCAAUGCGGUUGAAAAUGUUUUGUUUCGACCUAUCGAUCGAAGAGUUCCUGCUAUUAAGAUUCGCACAACACAAGCACAACUUUUACUGGGCAAACGUAUUGUCGUCGCCGUCGAUAGCUGGCCCACCAACUCUGUGUUACCCUUGGGUCAUUUCGUGAAAACGUUGGGAGCAUCGGGUGACAGGGAAACCGAAACGGAAGUCUUGUUAUUGGAGCACGAUGUACCUUAUCAAGAAUUCUCAAAGAGCGUACUAAAUGACCUUCCAGUGGAAGGCGACGAAUGGGUGGUCACCGAGAAGCAUGUAAAACAUGAAAAUAGACGUGAUUUAAGACAUCUCAAUAUUUGCAGUAUCGAUCCUCCAGGAUGUACGGAUAUUGAUGAUGCGCUACACAUGCGACCGCUCGAGAAUGGAAAUUAUGAAGUCGGUGUUCAUAUUGCCGAUGUGACAUAUUUUGUCAAGCCUGGACAAGCCAUGGACGCAGAAGCUGCAUCCAGAGGCACUACAGUGUACCUGGUCGAUAAAAGGAUUGACAUGUUGCCAGCUUUACUUGGAACAAACCUUUGUUCCCUUCGAUCGAAUGUGGACCGUCUUGCGUUUUCAUGUAUCUGGGAAUUGAACAAGGAUGCGGAAAUUGUAAAUGUCGAUUUCACCAAGAGUAUCAUUCGCUCCAAACACUCCUUUACUUAUGAGGAAGCACAAGCCCGUAUCGACGAUGUACACAUGCAGGACGAUGUGACAAAGGGCAUCCGUGUGUUGAACGAGAUUGCCAAAAAAUUGCGAAAGAAGCGUAUCGAGCGUGGUGCGCUUACAUUGUCCAGUCCUGAAGUCCGGUUCAACCUUGAAAACGAUUCACAGGAUCCCGUCGAUGUGGAGAUGAAAGAACUCAAAGAAACCAAUGCACUCGUGGAGGAAUUCAUGUUACUCGCCAACAUUUCCGUGGCCGAAAAAAUCUACUCAAAAUUCCCCAGUUCGGCUCUUUUACGUAAACACGGUGCGCCCCCAGUGAAUAACUUUGAUACGCUUCGUAAAGCAUUGGCAGAGAAGAAUAUUACUCUAGAAGUCGAUACAUCCAAAGCCUUGGCCGAUUCAUUAGAUAAAGCAGAGAUACCAGGCGAUCCCUAUUUUAACAAACUUGUUCGCAUUUUGUGUACCCGUUGCAUGAUGCAAGCGCAAUAUUUCUGCUCUGGUAGAGCCAACGAGGCCGAAUUCCAGCAUUAUGGUUUGGCAACGCCUAUUUACACCCAUUUCACAUCGCCUAUUCGUCGUUACUCGGAUGUCAUUGUUCAUCGUCUUUUGCAAGCUUCCAUUGACCCCGAUGCUGAAUAUGGUUCAGAAUUGUUUGAUACAAAUGCCAUGAAAGAUCUAUGCGAUGUUUUGAACCAUCGUCAUCGCAUGGCACAACAGGCAGGUCGCAGCUCCGUUGAAUUAUACACGAACAUGUUCUUCAGAAACAAGGUGCAAGUCGAAGAAGGUCGCAUCAUCCGAAUUCUCAAGAAUGGUUUUGUUGUACUAGCGCCCAAAUACGGUAUUGAAGGCGUUGUAUACACAAGUGAAAGACCGGAUGGUCCAUCUCCGUUUACAUUCAAUGAGGCACAAAACUCAUUGGAGGCUGGAGACACGGUUAUCAAGAUGUUUGAUACUGUCAAGAUUGAAAUCAGUGUGGAAGGCGAUGUUGAGGGCAUGCGACAAAAGAUGAAAAUGCAGCUUGUGCAACCUUUUGUAGAAGGCGUCAGUGUACUAGCAAGUACUUCCAUCAAGCGAACCAACAACGAAACCGUGACAGCAAACAAAAAAUCCAAAACCGCAUAAGACAAACAUUGGCAUUGCACGCAAGCAAAACAUGUAACAAUAUGAUAGAUUCUCAUGUCAUUAUUCUGUCUCUAAACAUCUUUUUGUUCUUGCAUGAAAAUACAUCAUCUGAAAUUAGACACAAGAUAGAAAAUUUGACAGAAUCCCGUUCUUUUUGGUUUUAUCGAUAAUAGACUGAUGAUGAAAUUGGCAAGCCAAUGUCAUUCAAAUUAUUUUUCUAUACAGUAAAAGAAAAUAAAGCUUGUUGUGGUUCUCCCCUUUUCCCUUUU